This is a messenger RNA of Acanthoscelides obtectus, 448 nucleotides long. NCBI's taxonomy places the organism in Eukaryota, Metazoa, Arthropoda, Insecta, Coleoptera, Chrysomelidae. The record is from the annotation of a GenBank genome assembly.
GAUAGUCAGCGCUGAAAGAACGAUCGAGAGCACGUGCUUAGAUACAGUGACUGCAAAAAUGAAUAUGAAUAUUGAUACGGAAAGGCUUAUAACUGAGGUACGCCUUCGUCCAUCACUGUGGGAUUUGUGUUGUCCAUUGUACAAAGACCGGGAUGCCAGAAUAAAAGCUUGGCAAGAAGUAUGCCAGGAACUAAUUCCGAAUUUUAACGAUCAACCCGACAGCGAGAAAAAGACUACAGAAAAACAAGUGCAGCAGAGGUGGAAAACUGCACGAGACGCCUAUACGAGAUGCAAGGCUGCAUUAAACAACAUACCGUCUGGAUCUGGAGGUGUGAGAAAAAAGAAAUAUGUUUAUUUUGAGUUUAUGAAAUUUCUAGAUAAAACACAACAACUGAAUACCGAGGAUUCAAUUUUGAAGAAUACAUACGCAAAAUGAAACUGCUCGAAG